Molecule: messenger RNA, 4848 nt
Organism: Neomonachus schauinslandi (Hawaiian monk seal)
Lineage: Eukaryota; Metazoa; Chordata; Mammalia; Carnivora; Phocidae
Gene: SUGP2
Product: SURP and G-patch domain containing 2
Exons: 11
Coding region: 1-3330 (1109 amino acids)
Biological process (GO): RNA processing
Cellular component (GO): nucleoplasm
Molecular function (GO): RNA binding
Source: RefSeq, a predicted model, not a curated record
AUGGCCCCGCCUCGCGCGGCGGCGGCGGCGGCGGCGAGAAACAUGGCAGCUAGGCGAAUUGCACAGGAGACUUUUGAUGCUGUAUUGCAAGAAAAAGCUAACCGAUAUCACAUGGACCCCAGUGGUGAGGCCGUAGGUGAAGCUCUUCAGUUUAAAGCUCAAGAUCUUCUAAGGACAGUCCCAAGAGCCAGAGCAGAUAUGUAUGAUGACAUUCCUAGUGACAGCAGAUAUACUCUGGCUGGAUCUGUAGCCCACCCUCGAGACACUGGAAGAGAAAGCCUGAGAGGUGAUGUAUUUCCAGGACCUUCCUUCAGAUCAAGCAAUCCUUCUGUAAGUGAAGACAACUACUUUCGCAAAGAGUGUGGCCGGGAUUUGGAAUUUUCCCACCCUGAUUCCCGAGACCAGGUUUUUGGCCACCGGAAAUUGGGACAUUUCCGUUCUCAGGACUGGAAAUUUGCACUCCGUGGCUCUUGGGAACAAGACUUUGCCCACUCCGUUUCUCAAGAAUCCCCUUGGUCACAGGAGUAUAAUUUUGGUCCUUCUGCACUACUGGGGGACUUUGGUUCCUCCAGGCUGAUUGAGAAAGAGUGUUUGGAGAAAGAGAGUCGGGAUUAUGACGUGGACCGUCCAGGGGAGGCAGACUCUGUGCUCAGGGGCAGUGCCCAAGUCCAGGGCAGAGGCCGAGGUCUAAACAUCGUUGACCAGGAAGGGGCCCUUUUAGGGAAGGGAGAGACUCAGGGCCUACUCCCAACUAAAGGGGGAGUCGGGAAACUUGUCACACUAAGAAGUGUGAGUACAAAGAAAGUACCCACUGUAAAUCGUAUUACUCCCAAAACUCAGGGCACCAACCAAAUCCAGAAAACCACCUCAAGUCCUGAUGUGACCCUGGGGACAAACCCAGGGACAGAAGAUAUCCAGUUUCCCACUCAGAUCCCUUUGGGGCUCAAUUUGAAGGAUAUUCGGCUCCCCAGAAGAAAGAUGAGCUUUGACCUCAUAGAUAAGUCUGACGUUUUUUCAAGAUUUGGGAUAGAAAUAAUCAAAUGGGCAGGAUUCCAUACCAUAAAAGAUGAUGUUAAAUUUUCCCAGCUUUUCCAGACUCUCUUUGAACUCGAAACCGAAACCUGUGCUAAAAUGCUCGCUUCGUUCAAAUGCUCCUUAAAACCAGAGCACAGAGAUUUUUGCUUUUUUACUAUCAAAUUUUUAAAGCACUCUGCUUUGAAAACACCCAGAGUUGAUAACGAGUUUUUAAACAUGCUUUUAGACAAAGGUGCUGUGAAGACCAAAAAUUGCUUUUUUGAAAUCAUAAAGCCCUUUGACAAGUACAUAAUGAGGCUUCAAGACCGGCUCCUGAAGAGUGUAACACCCCUGCUCAUGGCGUGCAAUGCCUAUGAGCUGAGUGUCAAGAUGAAGACCCUCAGUAACCCCCUGGACUUGGCUAUUGCCCUGGAGACCACCAAUUCUCUCUGCCGGAAAUCUUUAGCCCUUUUGGGACAGACUUUCUCCUUGGCGUCUUCUUUCCGGCAGGAGAAAAUCUUAGAAGCCGUGGGCCUCCAAGAUAUAGCUCCUUCUCCUGCCGCAUUUCCAAAUUUCGAAGACUCUACUCUGUUUGGGAGAGAAUACAUCGAUCACCUGAAGGCCUGGCUGGUCAGCAGUGGGUGUCCGCUCCAGGUCAAGAAAGCUGAACCUGAGCCAACCCAAGAGGAGGAGAAAAUGGUUCCUCCUACCAAACCGGAAAUUCAGGCCAAGGCUCCGAGUGGUCUGAGUGAUGCAGUCCCUCAGCGAGCGGAUCACAAGGUGGUGGACACAAUCGACCAGCUGGUCACUCGUGUUGUCGGAGGCAGCCUAUCUCCCAAAGAGAGAGCUCUUCUCAAGGAGGACCCUGCUUACUGGUUUUUGUCUGAUGACAGUAGUCUGGAAUACAAAUAUUACAAACUGAAGCUGGCAGAAAUGCAGCGGAUGAGCCACACCUUGCCAGGAGCAGAUCAAAAGCCAACAGCGGCAGAGUGUGCGGUCCGGGCCAUGCUGUAUGCUCGGGCGAUCCGCAGCCUCAAGAAGAGGCUCCUCCCAGGCCGGCGGCGGGGGCUGCUCCGCACCCAAGGGCUCCGGGGCUGGAAGGUGAGGAGAGCAACCACUGGGACCCAGACCCUCCUCUCCUCGGGCACCAGACUGAAACACCAUGGCCGGCAGGCUCCAGGUUCAUUGCAGGGAAAGCUGUCCCAGCCAGAUGGAAAUGAAACUGCCAAGGACUGCCCGCCUGACCCGGCCGGACCCUCUCCUGGGGACCCCAGCCCAGAAGCCUCGGGCCCAUCCCCCAAGCCAGCAGGAGUGGGAGUCUCUGAAGCCCCUCAGACCUCCUCUCCCUGCCCAUCUGCUGACGUUGACAUGAAGACCAUGGAAACUGCAGAGAAACUGGCCAGAUUUGUUGCUCAGGUGGGACCAGAGAUUGAACAGUUCAGCAUAGAAAACAGCACUGACAACCCUGACUUGUGGUUUCUCCAUGACCAAAAUAGUUCAGCCUUCAAAUUCUAUCGAAAGAAAGUAUUUGAGUUAUGCCCAUCGAUUUGUUUUACAUCCUCUCCACUGAACCUCCACGCCGGUGAGAGCGCUGAUUCUCAGGAAAGCCCCCUUGAUCCCAUGGAAGGGGAAGGAGAGUUUGAAGAUGAGCCCCCGCAGCACGAGGCUGAGCUGGAAAGCCCAGAGGUGAUGCCUGAGGAGGAUGAGGAGGACGAGGAGGAUGAGGAGGAGGAUGAGGAGGGGGGCGAAGAGGGCUCCACUCCUAGAGGGGCCUCCAGGUCAGCAGGAGGGGCGGCCAAGUCCGAGGGCUCUGAGGGCAGCCCCCCCACUGAUGGCCUCACGAGCGAGGCAGCUGAAGAUGGCCCAGCUGGUGCACCUGCCCUGUCACAGGCCUCCUCGGGGGCCUGCUUCCCCCGGAAGAGAGUCAGCAGCAAGUCCUUAAAGGUCGGCAUGAUUCCAGCUCCCAAGAGGCUGUGCCUCAUCCAGGAGCCCAAAGUUCAUGAACCAGUUCGCAUCGCCUACGACAGACCUCGGGGUCGUCCCGUGUCCAAAAAGAAGAAACCCAAGGACUUUGACUUUGCCCAGCAGAAGCUGACUGACAAGAACCUGGGGUUCCAGAUGCUGCAGAAGAUGGGCUGGAAGGAGGGCCACGGCCUGGGCUCCUGUGGGAAGGGCAUCAGGGAGCCCGUCAGCGUGGGAACUGCGUCGGAAGGGGAGGGGUUAGGUGCUGACGGGCAGGAGCACAAGGAAGACACAUUUGACGUGUUCCGUCAGAGGAUGAUGCAGAUGUACAGACACAAACGGGCCAACAAAUAGAAUCCACAAACUGCAGUUUGCUUUCUUUAAAAACCACAUAUGGAGUCUCUUCUACCAACGGCUGGGGGUGUGAACUCUUCAAGAGGCUUCAUUCCUGGCCUGCGCAGCAGCAUGAAGAAUUGUGUUAUCAGGGCCUUUGUACAGAACAGAAGCAGGGCGGGCCGGCAGCUGCUUGCUGUUUCUAGGCGCGUGACGGCUGCCCUUCAUCUUCCCCCGGCGCACCCUCCUUGCAGCUACGUGCGAAGUUCUCAGGCCGUGGGGGUCUCGAGCCUUUCUCAUAAAGCAGCAGUGUGGAAGUUUUAAAUCUUUGCUCAGAUCUGGGGACCUUGGGAUUCUGCUGACACUGUGAGCUCGGGGUGGGGGGGCCCACAGCCGUGAGUUACCGUGUUGGCCAAUCUUCCCUUUGUCUUGUGGGGCCCACACCCACCAUCACAGGCCUGUGCUGUGUCUCUUCGUGUCCAGUGGAGUCUCCAGGCUCUCCUUGCCCCUGGUUGCUCCUGUUGCGUGGGCGCCCGGCAGAUCUUUAUGGCCAGGGAGAUGAUGGAGGUGCCUCAGCAAAGUCGAAGCAGCCUGCAGGGGCCGUGUGGUAUAGGGGAACCACAGCUGUAGGGGUUCAGGUUCAUCUCCUUUCUUUCCUAAUCCUUCCAGUAGCUUUCCUUGCUGGCCGUGGGUUGAGCGCAUGGAUGGAACUCUGAGCCAAAAGACACCCCUUUGGCAGACUGCCUUUGACAGAGUGCCCCAUUGGCCCCGAGCAAGAUGUGGACUCCCCCAGUAGGUUCUCACUCUUUCUCUGCAGCAUAGAUAGCUCUGACCAUCAUAUGCACGUUGUGCUAGUAUAUUCGUUCUUGGCUCUCUCCGCUUCUAUCUGUAAGUAAAAUGCUUUAAGAAUUCCCAGGGUAUAAGCCCUGUCCCCGCAGCCUCCUGCCACUCUUCCUCCUGGGGACAUCCCGCUUUGAGCUGACCCUGGGAGCCUUUGGCACAUGUCAAAGGGAACACCUCCUUCUUGAUCCUGGAAAGUCCUGUGAGCACUCAGGUGAUGCUUUUCCUGUGGGGCUGGCGUCAUGGGAGCCGGGGCGGAGCCUGGUGGUGCGUCCUCGCACCGGCUGUUGGCCAGGGACCAGGGCACACGGGCCCUCUGCGCUCGCCCUUGCGCUCCCUGGCAAAGGCUGCUCUCAGGGAGUGUGCGUGCGAGCGCGAUGUGCGGUUGCAUAGCCUUGUCAAAGUCACAGUGUCUUUUCUGUCAUUCUAGUUCCAGGGUCUCUUCCAUGAGGACGACAGGCAUCCGGAAAGUGCUAACUCGCCACUUUGGGUGCUUACUGUCUCUGGCUUGUUUCCAACACUGGAAAUCAUAUAGAGAAUUUUAGCAUUUUUGGUCCUUGGUAAAACCUAGAAGACAUUUGUGAUGUUACAAAACGGAAGUUUUUUGUUUAUUUUGUUUUUGUUUUUGUUAUUAUUAUUUUUUUUAAUCUAAGAAGUUGUGAAUGUUGUUAAUCAUUUAGCAGUUGCAAUAAAUGUAGA